This is a messenger RNA of Leptopilina boulardi, 372 nucleotides long. RefSeq lists its product as uncharacterized. Lineage: Eukaryota; Metazoa; Arthropoda; Insecta; Hymenoptera; Figitidae. The coding region runs from base 1 to 372 and encodes 123 amino acids. The transcript has 3 exons. The record is from RefSeq and is a predicted model, not a curated record.
AUGCUGCUAGCAACUGGUACUUCGAUACCGACAAUUGCCGGUGCCAUUGAGGAAGAAUACGCUCAAAGUGAAGCAAAUAGUGGUCCAUGUGAUGGUUACGUUACAGAUCACACUGAUCUUGCUUCUGAAAUUGACAUCGAUGAAUCCGAAUAUCGUCGAGAGUUGCUGAACGACCGAUGGCGAUUAUUAUUUGAUAAGUUCGAUCCCGAAGGAUUUGGAGAAAUACCAAUUGAGGAUUUUUUAGUUGCUUUAAGAAGUCCUGAUUGGCUUGCUGAAAUUCCAGUAAAUAAAAGAGACAUCCUUUUUGUCAGGGCAAAAGAAACCCGUGCACAUGCGAUUACGUUUCAGGAUUUCGUUAAUGUGGUAAGUUAA